CAACUCAGUACAAUUCGAAAUACGAAACAGUGAAGACGAGAGACAUCGGUGCGAACCGAAGUGAAGUUUACGAAGUUUUACUUUGAAAGAAGUGUUUAUUACAGUACUUACGUGUGUUUAUAAGAACAUUUAAAACAAAAUGCCAGCUAUCGGAAUAGAUCUCGGUACCACAUACUCCUGUGUCGGCGUGUGGCAGCACGGGAACGUGGAAAUCAUCGCAAACGACCAAGGCAACCGUACCACACCAUCGUACGUCGCUUUCACGGACACCGAGCGGCUGAUCGGAGACGCGGCGAAGAACCAGGUGGCCCUCAACCCCAGCAACACAGUCUUCGACGCCAAACGACUGAUCGGCCGCAAGUAUGACGACCCUAAAAUCCAGCAGGACAUGAAACACUGGCCCUUCAAAGUCGUCAACGACUGCGGCAAACCGAAAAUCCAGGUCGAAUUCAAAGGCGAGACGAAGAGAUUCGCGCCCGAGGAAAUCAGCAGCAUGGUGCUGACGAAGAUGAAAGAAACCGCCGAAGCCUAUCUGGGUACCUCCGUCAAGGACGCAGUCGUCACAGUGCCGGCGUACUUCAACGACUCGCAGAGACAGGCCACGAAGGACGCCGGCGCCAUCGCAGGGUUGAACGUCCUCAGAAUCAUCAACGAGCCCACGGCGGCGGCUCUGGCCUACGGCUUGGACAAGAACUUGAAGGGCGAACGCAACGUUCUGAUAUUCGAUCUCGGCGGAGGGACCUUCGACGUGUCGGUGCUGACCAUCGACGAGGGCUCGCUGUUCGAGGUGCGCUCGACGGCGGGAGACACGCACUUGGGCGGCGAGGACUUCGACAACCGCCUGGUGAACCACCUCGCGGACGAGUUCCAGCGCAAGUGCAGGAAGGAUCUGCGCUGCAACCCGCGCGCGCUGCGGCGCCUGCGCACCGCCGCCGAGCGCGCCAAGCGCACGCUGUCGUCCAGCACGGAGGCCACCGUCGAGAUAGACGCUCUGUACGAGGGGAUCGACUUCUACACGCGGGUGUCCCGAGCGCGGUUCGAGGAACUGAACUCGGACCUGUUCAGAGGAACUCUGGAACCGGUCGAGAAGGCUCUCAAAGACGCAAAGCUAGACAAGAGCCAGAUCCACGACGUCGUGCUGGUGGGAGGGUCGACGCGCAUACCCAAAGUGCAGAAUUUGCUGCAGAACUUCUUCUGCGGCAAGAAACUCAACCUGUCGAUCAACCCCGACGAGGCCGUGGCGUACGGCGCCGCGGUGCAGGCGGCCAUACUGGGCGGCGAGACGCACUCCAAGAUCCAAGACGUGUUGCUGGUGGACGUCGCCCCCCUGUCGCUCGGCAUAGAGACGGCGGGCGGCGUCAUGACCAAGAUCAUAGAACGCAACUCCAAAAUCCCUUGCAAGCAGUCGCAGACCUUCACGACGUACUCGGACAACCAACCGGCGGUCACCAUCCAAGUGUACGAAGGCGAGAGAGCGAUGACCAAAGACAACAAUCGGCUGGGGACCUUCGACUUGACCGGCAUCCCGCCGGCGCCGCGCGGAGUGCCGAAGAUCGACGUCACGUUCGACUUGGACGCCAACGGCAUCCUCAACGUGUCGGCCAAAGAGAACAGCACGGGCCGCAGCAAGAACAUCGUCAUAAAGAACGACAAAGGAAGACUGUCGCAGGCCGAAAUAGACCGCAUGUUGUCCGAGGCGGAGCAGUACAAGGAAGAGGACGAGAAGCAGCGGCAGAGGGUCGUGGCCCGGAACCAGUUGGAGACGUACAUCUUCGGCGUCAAGCAAGCGCUGGACGACGCCGGCGAGAAGUUGUCUGACGCGGACAAGAGCAGCGCUCGGAGCGAGUGCGACGCGACGCUGCAGUGGCUGGACAACAACACGCUGGCGGACAAGGAGGAGUACGAGCACAAGCUGACGGAGCUGCAGAGGAGGUGCUCGCCCGUCAUGAGCAAGCUGCAUGGCGCGGGCGCGCAGAGCGCGGGCGCGCCGGCGCCGGGGGGCGGCCCUACGGUGGAAGAAGUCGACUGAAGCUAUUUCCGUCGUUCCUAGUCUGUAUUCAUUGAUUGUGAUAUUAUUUUGUAAAGACUGAUUAAUUUAUUAUUUAAAUGUAAAUGUAAGGUAAUGAACACCUGUUGGAUUUAAUGUAAAUAAAAAAAAAAGUUUAAUUCACAA
This is a messenger RNA of Bicyclus anynana (squinting bush brown), 2173 nucleotides long. Its product is annotated as heat shock protein 68-like. The coding region runs from base 140 to 2029 and encodes 629 amino acids. Gene Ontology annotation, molecular function: ATP-dependent protein folding chaperone; heat shock protein binding; misfolded protein binding. The record is from RefSeq and is a predicted model, not a curated record. Gene Ontology annotation, cellular component: cytoplasm. The transcript has a single exon. Gene Ontology annotation, biological process: cellular response to unfolded protein; protein refolding. NCBI's taxonomy places the organism in Eukaryota, Metazoa, Arthropoda, Insecta, Lepidoptera, Nymphalidae.